AGUCAUGUGAGUUGCGAAGCGGAAGUUUGGUCAGAGCCAACAUGGCCGCGGUGCACAAUUGUCAUUUCUGAAGUCUCCUGCAGUUAAGAUUUUAUAUUUUAAAUCGCUUCCUGGUAAAGAUUGUUCUUAGGAAGUAGCAUUUUUUAUUAAAGCAACAAAAUGGAGUUUGAAUAAAAUUCACAGCUCGGUGUGACGAAGACGACAUUUGAAGCGGCGGCAGCGAGAAGAAGGAAGCGAGAGCCCUUACUCAUCUUCCCAGCGGCGGCCAUGUCUCUGAGCGAGCAGGCGUCGGACGUGGUGCCGUUCUUCUCCGAUGAGAGCGAGGCGGAGGGUCCUGAGGAGCAGGGCGGGGGGGCUCCGCGCCCGCAGGAGGAGGAGGAGGCGAGCGGCGUGUCGAAGGUCCGAGCCCUGCUGACCGUCCUCGUCCUCUGCUACAUCAACCUGCUCAACUACAUGGACCGUUUCACUGUGGCAGGUGUUCUCCCCGACAUCGAGCACUUUUUUGGGAUUAACGAUGAGAAAUCCGGCCUGCUCCAAACUGUUUUUAUCUGCAGCUACAUGUUCUUGGCUCCUGUGUUUGGUUACCUGGGCGACAGGUACAACAGGAAGUACAUCAUGAGCAUGGGCAUCAUGUUCUGGUCCCUGGUGACUCUCGCCAGUUCCUACACCCCCAAAGAGCACUUCUGGGCCCUCCUGCUGACCCGGGGCCUGGUGGGCGUCGGAGAGGCCAGCUACUCCACCAUCGCCCCCACCAUCAUCGCAGACCUCUACGUGAAGGAGAAGAGGACCAACAUGCUCUCCAUCUUCUAUUUCGCCAUCCCUGUCGGCAGUGGGCUGGGAUACAUCGUGGGGUCUCAGGUUGGAAACAUAGCGCAUGACUGGCACUGGGCUCUGAGGGUGACCCCAGGCCUGGGUCUGGUUGCCGUGGUGCUGCUGCUGCUGGUGGUGCAGGAGCCCAGGAGAGGGGCGAUCGAGGCCCGGACCGACCUGCACCACACUAGCUGGCUGACCGACGUCCAGGUGCUCAGCAAGAA
Molecule: messenger RNA, 1034 nt
Organism: Gymnodraco acuticeps
Lineage: Eukaryota; Metazoa; Chordata; Actinopteri; Perciformes; Bathydraconidae
Gene: spns1
Product: spinster homolog 1 (Drosophila)
Biological process (GO): transmembrane transport
Cellular component (GO): membrane
Molecular function (GO): transmembrane transporter activity
Source: RefSeq, a predicted model, not a curated record